CUGAACUCACUGCUGCGCACUAUUGUUAUAUUUAAUAUUUAAUGUGGAGUUAAAGAUUUUUAUGAUAGAGUUACGAUAUUAUAAACGGAAUAAAGCAUGUAUUUUACUUUUCAAAUUUGUUGGCUGCUUUCUAUUAUCUUCGUGGUUGCAAAUGGCAAUAGAUGCAAAUUUAGAGAAUCAGUCACAUGCACUAAAAAUAACUUCUGUAUUGAAGAAAUCUGCAAUUGCUGUCACAAAGGUAAAUCAUGUCCUGAGAUUUAUCAAGAACCUCCGUCGAUUUCCGUAGAAGAUAACAGCACCACAACAUGUAAGAUUACAAUUAGAGGAGUUGACUUCAAUUUUUAUUCUUUAAGAAUCCAACCAACUGAAUCUAAUACAGGAAACUGCAAGGAAGAAUAUUUUGAAGUUUAUGAUGGCGCAAAUAUCAGUAGCCAACAGCUAGCUCUUUACUGUCCUGGAGAGCCCACUGUUGUCAUGGGAACCAAGGAUACCAUGUUUAUUGUUUACACAAUAUCUAAUGUAUCUAAAUUCAGUGGCUCACUGGAGAUUCAAGGGCACGAGAAAUCACCAUGUAGUCUUGGCGAUCAAUCUAGAAACCAGAAUGGAGCUUGUAUGAAGUUAUUUUCUAAUGAAGUAAAUUGGAAUAAAGCACAAGAAAAGUGUAUGAAGUUACCAGGAGGUGCAACUCUCCUUCAAGUCACAGAUGAUAUUUUUCCAUUUGGUUUUAAACCUAGAUAUUCUGGCAUUGAGAAAUACAUUUGGUUUGGAGCAACUGAUCAACUUAUGGAAGGCGACUGGAGGUGGCCAGAUAAUUCGGAAGCUAACAUAGGCUCGAUGUGGUGCAAGAAUGAGCCAAAUAACCUUAAUAGUGAGCAUUGUACUGAAAUGCAUUCAAACGGAAAGCUAAAUGAUGUACCGUGUGAUAUUAAGAGAAUAUACAUCUGUUUGGAAAAAAAGAAGUCUAUUGGAGGACUAUGCACAAUUAACUCAGAUUGUAAGGACAGUAUGAUCUGCUUAUACGGAGUGUGCGACUGUCCGAUCAGCCACAUAUUUUUUACUGCGCUCAACCAAUGUAUCCUUGAUUCACCAGCUGCAGAAUGCAGUAAUCUUGAAGCCCAAGCAUAUGAUGGAGUGUGUCUUCAAAAAUUUCCAGAUCCUUCUGAUAAGCUAUUGGCUAGGACUCUGUGCUCAAAUCUGAGUUCACCAUCAACCAUCAUACAACUUAGACCAAACUACCUCCCACCAGAUUUUCAGCCAUUGUACAUCGAUAUUGAUAAACCAGUGUGGCACGGUGCCAAUGAUGCAUCUCGUGAAGGCGAAUGGAGGUGGGAUGAUGACGACAGCCUAGCUAAUCUAACAGGGAUGUGGGUACCGGGCGAGCCAAACAAUAGCGACCAUGGCCGUGAAGAGGAUUGUACAGAGCUAUUAACAAAUGGUGGAUUGAACGAUGCGUCUUGUGAUAUUGUGAGAUCUAUUAUCUGUAUGGAAAAAAAGCGCACUCUAGGUGGGAAAUGUGUACAAGCUUCGGAAUGCCAAGACAGCAUGAGUUGUGUUGAGGGUGUGUGUGACUGUACAGCCUCCCAGUACUACAACUCUAAUACGAGGUCUUGUAUGUCAGAUGCUACCAUACAAACUACUUGCGUCCAAAAUGAAACCUGUAUUUGGAACACAGGCAAAUGUGAAUAUGCUACAAAUCCAAGGAGUUUUAAAACAAGAAUAUGUAAAUUUUUGUUAAAGGGCAUAAACGAAAGCUGUUCAGAAGAAUUUCUCUGUUCAGAAUCUUUAUAUUGUAUCAACCAAUCAUGUGCUUGCGAUGAAGAAGAAAAGUUUGAAAUGCAAAGGCAAAGAUGUAAAACAAAAAAUAAUUUUGGGGAGACGUGUGAGUCGAGUUCAGACUGCAGAAAAGAAUUUAUUUGUGAUCAAGGCAUUUGUAGUUGUAAAAGCCACGGGGUGUUUUUGCAAAGUACUCAAAAAUGUGCAGCACUUCCAAGUGUAAAUGAAGGAUGCAAUGCAUCUCUUCCAUGUGCCAGUAAUUUGAUUUGUAGUCGACAAAAUGUUUGUGGCUGUCCCGAUAACGAAAUAUUUUAUGCCAACUUCGAAGUCUGCCAUCCAAGGCUAAAGUUCGACGACAUUUGUUCAGAUGAUGAUGAAUGUGAAUACAAUAUGAUCUGCAAAUCUCUGCGGUGUAGUUGUAAACAAAAUGAAAUCUUUCUUUUGAACAACUUAGCUUGUACUUCAGAUUCAUACAUACUUCAAAGAUGUAAUGAGAGUAAUUUAUGUAUCAACUUUAAUGCAUGUGACGAAGAUUUGAGUAAUGUUUUAAAUGAAAGAUCAACAUUUUCAAAGACAGCUUUCUGCAAACUAGGUUGCAUGUUUACAUUCACUAAACAAAAAGAAGGCUUAAUUACAAGCCCCAACUAUCCUCAAGAUUAUGACAAUAACGUGCACUGUCUAUGGGUGAUUGUUGCUGAAUACAGCUCUUAUAUUACCCUAAGAGUCAAUGAUUUUAAACUGGAAAAUGAUUGUCACAAUGAUUAUCUGGAAAUUUGGGAUGGAUUAGAUGAUAAUCCUACACUGCUGGGCAGAAGCUGUGGUGAUAUGAAUUCUUUCAUCUCUGUCUCUACGACAAAUACAAUGCAUAUAUUAUUUAUCUCUAACGAUGAACUUAUCUUCAAAGGAUUUACUGCAACAUUUUCUGUCAAGGAAUAUGGUAGCUAUCCCUGCAAUAAUUGGCCUCUAUCGAGAAAUAUAAAUGGCAGAUGCUUAUUGAAGAUGGAUUAUAAGACCGAUUUUGUGGAUGCAGAGAAAAAAUGUCAGUCUCUACCAGGAGGAGGGAUGGUAACAGGGAUCUACUUAUCUUCAAGAUUGACAGAAAUUACACCAAGCCAUAUAGGCAUUGAGCAACCAACCUGGGUUAGUCAAGUGUUUCAAGAAAAUCAUGCCGUGUGGUGGAAUGUAAGCUUGACGAAAAGAGUAGGGCCCAUCACUCCUAACACUUGUUUGCUUUGGGUUAAAUUCGAAGACUAUGCAGUGGAGGAACUUCAAAAUUGCCGCACUUAUAACGCUUACUUUACAUGCACUGAUAAAAAAUCGUCUAUGGGUGGUCCGUGUAAAAACGACGAGGAAUGUAAAGAAACUUUGAUCUGUUUACGGGGUUAUUGCGACUGUAAAACAAACAAUAUCUUGGAUAAUUCUUUUCACUGUGUGCCACAGGCGGGUGAGUAG
Physella acuta is the source of this 3225-nucleotide messenger RNA. RefSeq lists its product as uncharacterized. The record is from RefSeq and is a predicted model, not a curated record. NCBI's taxonomy places the organism in Eukaryota, Metazoa, Mollusca, Gastropoda, Physidae.